UCGCUGUCGUGACGUCACUCGCUGGACCCUCGGCUGCGCGAGCACAGGACGGGACGGGGUGGGGGGCGCGCGCACACACCGCGGCCAGCGGCGACUUUUUCCUCAAUAUUUUUCAUUUUCUUUUCCCUAAAAUCAUUCUAAUUGGACCCGAAACACACCGGACGCGCGUUCCAGCGGCGGGAGAGCGCGUCACCGACGGCACUGCGGGUGACCAGACGCGCGCGCGGCCUCCGCGGGGAAGUUUCUCACCGGCGCGCGUGACAGUCAGCAGCUAAAGGACACCGGGGAGUCUCGCCCGGUCCCGGGGUUUAACGAGAGGGAGAUUCGCCCGUCAGACGCGCAAAUACCAGAGAAGAGACCGUGUCAAAGUUAUAAAUCGAGUGAAAGUCAGAGAGACGGAGAGCCGCAGCGCCCCCGCCCGCGUCCACCGGGAAAGUCACGGGAGAUUCUCUCAUCCGACGGGUCUCGGUGAAGCAUGGCCGCCUCAGUGAAGGUAGCAGUGAGAGUCCGACCCUUCAACUCACGCGAAAACAGCCGAGAUGCUAAAUGUAUCAUACAGAUGCAGGGAAACACCACCUGCAUCUGGAACCCCAAACAGCCCAAAGAAGCGGCCAAGAACUUCAGCUUCGACUAUUCCUACUGGUCUCACACUACGGAGGAUGACCCUGCGUUCGCGUCCCAGCGGCGGGUGUAUCUGGACAUCGGGGAGGAGAUGUUGCUUCACGCGUUCGAGGGAUACAACGUCUGCAUAUUCGCCUACGGUCAGACGGGAGCGGGGAAAUCCUACACCAUGAUGGGGAAACAAGAGCCUGGACAACAAGGCAUCAUCCCUCAGAUGUGUGAGGAUCUGUUCCAGCGCACGAGUGAGAACACAGACCCGGAGCUGUCCUACUCCGUAGAGGUGUCGUUUAUGGAGAUCUACUGCGAGCGCGUGCGAGAUCUGCUGAACCCCAAGAGUAAAGGUGCGCUGCGGGUCCGAGAGCACCCCAUCAUGGGGCCGUACGUCGAGGACCUGUCCAAACUCGCUGUGACCUCCUACCAGGACAUCAGAGACCUCAUGGACUCGGGGAACAAGGCCCGGACGGUGGCAGCGACUAACAUGAACGAGACGAGCAGUCGAUCACACGCCGUCUUCACUAUCGUCUUCACUCAGCACCGCCGAGAUCAGCUGACCGGCCUCGACACAGAGAAGGUCAGUAAGGUGAGUCUGGUGGAUCUGGCGGGCAGCGAGCGAGCGGAUUCAUCUGGAGCUAAAGGCCUGAGACUGAAGGAAGGCGCUAAUAUUAAUAAAUCUCUCACCACUCUGGGGAAGGUCAUCUCCGCUCUGGCUGAAAAUCAAACCAGCAAAAGAAAGAAAAGUGAGUUCAUUCCGUACAGAGACUCAGUGCUCACCUGGAUCUUGAAGGAGAACCUGGGUGGUAAUUCUCGUACCGCUAUGAUUGCUGCUCUCAGUCCCGCAGAUAUUAACUAUGAGGAAACACUCAGCACACUCAGAUACGCUGACCGUGCAAAGCAGAUCCGCUGUAAUGCUGUAAUUAACGAGGAUCCAAACGCUCGUCUGAUCCGAGAACUGAAGGAAGAAGUGAACAGACUCAGAGACCUCCUGCUGUCACAAGGGCUGAGCCGACUGGUCACCGCUCCAGCUGCUGAAGUCAAUAAUAACCGUGUUGACGUCACUCUUAUGCCUGCUGAUCCCGCCUCUAAUGGAGCCCCGCCCACAUCUGAGCCUGUCACCGGAGAAGGCCCCGCCCCCGAGAGUGACUCCGCCCCGCUGGAUGGCCACGCCCAAUUAGAAGAGUUUCAGGGCGAGAUGAUAACCAAUGAGGAAGCAGUGGAGAGACUGAAGGAAACAGAGAAGAUCAUCGCUGAGCUGAACGAGACGUGGGAGGAGAAACUAAGGAAGACGGAGUCUAUACGAAUGGAAAGGGAGUCGAUUCUGGCAGAGAUGGGUGUAUCCAUUAAAGAGGAUGGAGGAACUGUUGGAGUGUUUUCACCUAAAGGGACUCCGCACCUGGUGAACCUGAACGAGGAUCCGCUGAUGUCAGAGUGUCUGCUAUACUACAUCAAAGAGGGUGUGACCAGGGUUGGUCAGAAGGACGUGGACAUUAAACUCAGUGGUCAGUUUAUUAACGAGCAGCACUGUGUGUUUUACAGCUACAUCAACCACAACGGAGAAGUGUGUGUGACUCUGGAGCCGCUGGAGGGAGCCGAGACGUACGUCAACGGCAAGCAGAUCAGCGAGUGUGUGCUGCUCAAACAGGGAAACCGCGUGGUGAUGGGCAAGAACCACGUGUUCCGGUUCAACCACCCGGAGCAGGCGCGCGUGGAGCGCGAGCGGAGCCUGGACCAGCAGGGGGAGCCGGCGGACUGGAACUACGCCCAGAGAGAGCUCCUGGAGGAGCAGGGCAUCGACAUCAAGCUGGAGAUGCAGAGGAGGCUGCAAGAUGUGGAGACGCAGUAUCGGCGGGAGAAAGAGGAAGCAGAUCUACUCCUGGAGCAGCAGCGGCUGUAUGCUGAUUCAGACAGUGGAGAUGAUUCUGAUAAACGCUCAUGUGAAGAGAGUUGGAGACUCAUUUCCUCCCUGAGAGAGAAACUACCAGCUAUCAAGGUCCAGUCCAUCGUGAAGCGCUGUGGGUUACCCAGCAGUGGGAAGCGGCGUGAGCCUCUGCGUGUGUACCAGAUCCCGCAGCGGCGGCGCAUCAGCAAAGCCCCCGAGCGCGUGACGCUGAGCGACCUGAAGCUGCAGGCGGUGAAGGAGAUCUGCUACGAGGUGGCGCUCGCCGACUUCCGGCACUCGCGCCGCGAGGUGGAGGCGCUGGCCGUGGUGAAGAUGAAGGAGCUGAGCCGCAUGUACGGAGUGUUGCAGAUGUGCGGGCGGCGGGACGAGGAGGAGGAGAAGGAGGCGUGGAGGGACGUGGCUCAGGACGUGUGGGACACGGUGGGCAUCGGGGACGGGCGCCAGGACACACACACACACGCUGACGGAGAGAGAGGCGUGUACGACCUGAAAGCUCACAUCGACAAACUGACCGAUAUCUUACAAGAGGUCAAAGAGCAGAACAACACGAAGGACGAGGAGAUCAAAGCCCUCAGAGACCGGAUGAUGAAGAUGGAGAGCAUCAUACCAGCAGUGCAGGACGAUGAUGAAUCAGAGGAUCUGAGCGCAGACGGUGAUGAGGAAGAUGGGCGUGGCCAUCUAGAGCUCCUCCCCAAAGAGCAGCGCGUGUCACGGCUGAUGGAGGAAGACCCCGCCUUCAGGAGGGGCCGAAUGCGCUGGCUCAAACAGGAGCAGACACGCCUCCUCAACCUGCAGCAGCAGCAAAUCACCAAGCGCUUGCGCCGAGGGGGCGGGGCCGGGGGCGGGGCUAUGGGUGGGGAGGGCGUGGUCCACCUCCCCGGAACGGGACGCUUCAUUCCCCCUCAGGACUGCAAGCUGAAGUUCCCCUUUAAGAGCAACCCUCAGCACCGGCUCUCCUGGGGGCCGAACGUGUCCGUCGCGCCAGACGAGGAACGAGGCCCCGCCCCCGGCGUGCCGUUACUUCCUCUUCCGUUCCAAAUGCCGGUCAUCAUGCGCGCGCCUUCCCCCAGUCGCCCCUGGCAACCUCGUCACUACAGCAACGGUAACUACGGCAACGGCAAUCACGUUCCUCAGCAACAACAAUGGCGCCACAGGCGCAAUUCGCUUGAUGGCUCCACCAUACCUGGCAACCAGGGUUAUUAUACCAACGGGCACCACAACAACAACAACCGCGGUCGCCAUCGGCAACAGUCGCCGGGCCCUUGCGUACGCGGGGAGGGGGGGUACGUCAAUCACCAACGGCCCCCACCGCACGCGCUCACCGAUCAACCGCACGGCAAACACCAAAAACCACAGGGCUACGUCACCCCGCCGCGCAUGAGACGCCAGUACAGCGCCCCGGACCUGAAGAGCAAAGAAACGCCCGUCUGAUGAUGUCAUGAAUACUAGCUGUUGUUUUGAGGGGUUAGUGAGUUAGUUCACAGAGUCUCAUGUAGUCAGACUAUCAGUAGAAAGAGUUUAUUCUGGACUAGAACCGCCCACUUCGGGACAGGAAGAGAGCGUCACUGGCUACGUUUACAUGCUACCAAAUCACCCGUUAGUCAUGGGACUGGCGGCUCAAUCGCACUGAAAGCCUUCAUGUAAACGCCUUCA
This is a messenger RNA of Rhinichthys klamathensis goyatoka, 4171 nucleotides long. RefSeq names its product kinesin-like protein KIF1C. Gene Ontology annotation, molecular function: ATP binding; microtubule binding; microtubule motor activity. Gene Ontology annotation, biological process: microtubule-based movement. Bases 476 to 3949 code for a protein of 1157 amino acids. The transcript has 25 exons. NCBI's taxonomy places the organism in Eukaryota, Metazoa, Chordata, Actinopteri, Cypriniformes, Leuciscidae. The record is from RefSeq and is a predicted model, not a curated record.